CGUCGAGCCGCGGGCCCGCAUGACAAGUGCGGUUGCACCGACACCGGUACAUAGGCGCGGGCCGGCGUGUCCUUGGGCUAGAGAGCGGGACGUCCGUCUUCGGGUCGCAGCCGUUGUGGUGCUGAUCAGCUGGGAUCGAAUUAAAAAUGGGUGAUGUUGAGAAAGGCAAGAAGAUUUUUGUUCAGAAGUGUGCCCAGUGUCACACUGUGGAAAAGGGAGGCAAGCAUAAGACUGGACCAAAUCUCCAUGGUCUAUUUGGGAGGAAGACAGGUCAGGCUGCUGGAUUCUCAUACACAGAUGCCAACAAGAACAAAGGCAUCACCUGGGGAGAGGAUACCCUGAUGGAGUACUUGGAGAAUCCCAAAAAGUACAUCCCUGGAACAAAAAUGAUCUUCGCUGGAAUUAAGAAGAAGGGAGAGAGGGCGGACCUAAUAGCUUAUCUUAAAAAGGCUACUAAUGAGUAACCCCACUGCCUUAUUUAUUACAGACAAAUGUCUCAUGGCUUUUAAUGUGUACUAUAACUUAAUUCAUACACCAAGAUUCAGAUCAUGAAUGGCUAAUAAUGUUUUUGUUGGUCAGUCCUGAUUUAAGUAAAACUGACUUGUAGUAAAGUGGGUAUGAUCUUUUUUAAAAUAACAAUUCCAGUUGCAUAAAUAAUAUCACUGCUCUCCUUUUCUCGAGAUAGGGUUGGGCUUAAUUACUUAAGUUCUACUUUCCACAAAGAUGGAUAUAUCACCUCAAACCUGUUGGAUGGCUUUAUACUCAAAUCUAUAUAACUGGGCAGCUGGGCAUGUUUAAACACUGGGAAAAUUCUGUUACUGUCUCAGAAAUUAGAAGACUCGCCUGUGUUUCACUUUGUAUUCACUGGUCUGUUACAGGCAAUGGCUAAGCACCAGGAAGUAACUGUCUAUUCCUGACAUGUCAUUUUAAUUAGAAUUCCCUAAGUCAAAGGAUGCUGCUGCCUUUUACCAAUGAAAGGCACUUACUGUGGUCUAUAUAUAAUAUCAAAUAAAGAGUAUUUAGCAUUU
This is a messenger RNA of Phodopus roborovskii (desert hamster), 1028 nucleotides long. Its product is annotated as cytochrome c, somatic. Gene Ontology annotation, cellular component: mitochondrial intermembrane space. The transcript has 3 exons. Bases 147 to 464 code for a protein of 105 amino acids. Gene Ontology annotation, biological process: mitochondrial electron transport, cytochrome c to oxygen; mitochondrial electron transport, ubiquinol to cytochrome c. Gene Ontology annotation, molecular function: heme binding; electron transfer activity. The record is from RefSeq and is a predicted model, not a curated record. NCBI's taxonomy places the organism in Eukaryota, Metazoa, Chordata, Mammalia, Rodentia, Cricetidae.